Messenger RNA from Spinacia oleracea (spinach), 3130 nucleotides. Its product is annotated as protein STRUBBELIG-RECEPTOR FAMILY 3. NCBI's taxonomy places the organism in Eukaryota, Viridiplantae, Streptophyta, Magnoliopsida, Caryophyllales, Amaranthaceae. The transcript has 17 exons. Gene Ontology annotation, molecular function: protein kinase activity; ATP binding; protein binding. Gene Ontology annotation, biological process: protein phosphorylation. Bases 458 to 2695 code for a protein of 745 amino acids. The record is from RefSeq and is a predicted model, not a curated record.
UCAUAUAAAAUGUGAUAAGUUUGUACGCAAAUUAAAACUACAAAAUCAUAUCAUACACGAUACUCCUUGUACACCAUUUCUUCUCCCAAUCAAACUUAUCAAUAAACUAUUUAACCAUUCAAUUAAACAACAUAAUUAAUCCUGCUAGCCGUUUGUAGUCUCAACUAAUUUAAUUUACAGAGACAAGCAGAGGUGGAGAGAGACACAAAAAGGAGGGAGCGUGUAUAAAAACUCCACCUUUUUGUUUAUAUAACAUUUUCUAUAUUUUCUUCAGGUUUUUCUGCCUUUUUCUUUCACCUUUUUUAUUUGUGGUUCCCUCUUCUUAAAUUUUGUUAAUUUUAUGAAUUCCAUAAUAAUUUUGUAACUCCAAGAACUACGAAUUUGGUGCUGAAAUUCCAGAGUGUUUGUUCAUGCAAGUUGCUCAAAGAAAUUACUCAAGAAAGUUGGAGAGAGAAAAAUGGGGUUCUUGAAUUUGAAUCUUCAUCAAAAGUGGACAGUAAUAGUAGGGUUGAUUAUGGCCUUAACGGUGUCGUUUUGUAGCGGAUAUACUGAUCCCCGUGAUGUGUUUGCAAUAAAUAGUUUAUAUGCUGCUCUGGGAAGUCCACCAUUACCGGGGUGGAUUCCACUUGGAGGUGACCCUUGUGUGGAAGCUUGGCAAGGUGUACUUUGUGUUAAUUCAAACAUUACUGAAAUUUCACUAAACAAUGCUGGUCUGGGAGGAGAAAUGGGUACUAGUUUGAAUUCUUUCUCUGCAAUUAUAUCAAUAGACCUCAGUGGCAAUCACAUUGGGGGUACCAUUCCUGCCAAUUUACCUCCCACAGUGAGGACGUUGUUCCUUUCUGACAAUCAGUUAACUGGAGGCAUUCCCGACUUAUCUGUAUUAAGUCAGUUGACAGACCUGUCAUUAAACAAGAAUAACUUGACGGGGGGAUUACCGGAUAGCUUUCAACAACUCCCUGGUUUAAUAAACUUGGAUAUCUCUGAAAACAAUCUAAGUGGUCCUUUGCCACCUUCAAUGGGGAGUUUGUCAUCUCUUACGACUCUUCACUUGCAGAAUAAUGAGCUCACAGGACUCCUUGAUGUUAUACAAGACCUUCCCCUGACUGAUUUAAAUGUAGAGAACAACCUAUUUUCCGGCCCUAUACCUCCCAGACUGCUGACUAUUCCAAAUUUCAGAAGCACUGGAAACCCUUUCAAUACCAGUGUUCUUCCAUCAGCUCCAGCAGCAUCCCCAACAUUAGCGCCAGCAACAAAUUCAUCUUUACCUGGACAGUCUCCUUCCCGAGAAACACGCAAGCAGCCUGAAGAUAAACCAUCAGUUUCUGAAGCAUCAAAUUCCUCAAAAUCAACAAAGUACAUAAAGCCAAUAGUUAGUGCUGGUAUUGCUGUGUUGAUACUUCUAGCUAUCGUACUAGGUCUGUGGUUUGGUAUUGCGAAAUGGUGCAAGAAAAGGCAAGCAAGUGACGAAUUUACCAAGGGGAAUGUAAAACCUUUAUAUGAAGGGAAAGGAGAAAAACCAAGAUAUAAUGAUUCUUUACCUCAAACACAUAAUCAAGCUGGUAAAGCAUUCCAGGAGACAUCUUUAAAGAUCCCGACUGUGAGCAAUGUAGAUCAGAAACAGGUGAAAGGUGUAAAAGAAGUUGCCAUGAGUAAGGAUGCUCAUUCUAUAGACAUGACAAGGACUGCUGUGAGUUCUAUGUCAACACAACCAGCACCACCUCCUCGACACUUUUCUAAUGAGAACAUAACGCUUAAACCAAUCAUGCCGACUGUAGUGACUAAAACUCACAAGUCCACCAUUCCAAGCUCUGUCAAGUCUUUCACCAUUGCUUCACUUCAGCAGUACACUAAUAGCUUUUCUCAAGAAAAUCUUAUCGGUGAAGGCAUGAUAGGAAGUGUUUAUAAGGCUGAACUUCCUGAUGGAAAGCUCGUUGCAGUGAAGAAACUCAACAACACCACUUCUAGCCAGCAGAGUGAAGACGAAUUUUCUCAGCUAGUUUCUUCUAUCUCUAAUAUUCAACAUGAAAGUGUUGUCAAGCUUGCUGGAUACUGUUCCGAGUAUGGGCAAAGACUGAUCAUCUAUGAGUACUGCGAUAAUGCUACAUUGUAUGAAGCACUGCAUCUUGAUGAUGAGAUCCAUAACAAACUUUCAUGGAAUACACGUAUCAGAAUUGCACUUGGAGCCGCAAAAGCCCUUGAAUAUUUGCAUGAGGAUUGUCAACCCCCUGUUGUACAUAUGAACUUCAAAUCCGCCAAUAUUCUCCUUGAUGAUAAGUUUGAGCCUCUAAUCUCAGACUGUGGUUUAGCAUAUCUGCUAUCAGAUACUUAUACAGCUCAGGUUUCAGGUGGGUAUGGUGCUCCAGAACUCGAGCUAGGAACAUAUACUCAACAAAGUGAUGUAUUCAGCUUCGGGGUAGUCAUGCUAGAACUUCUUACUGGCAGGAAAUCCUAUGACAGUACACGACCUCGAGGAGAACAAUUUCUUGUGAGGUGGGCAAUUACUCAGUUGCAUGACAUAGAUGCGUUAUCAAAGAUGGUAGAUCCUUCACUAGAUGGAUCGUAUCCAUCUAAAUCGUUAUCCCGUUUUGCAGAUAUAAUUUCCCUCUGUGUUCAGGCCGAGCCAGAAUUCAGGCCUCCCAUGUCAGAAAUUGCGCAGGACCUCUUAAACAUGAUUCAGAGAGAGUCAAGACCUUAACAUAUCAGAUGCAAAUUUCAAAUCGUCUGAAGCCUUGCCAGUCAAUGCCAAUGCCAAUGCAUGUUGGUGAAUCAGGUAGUCGAUAUGGUUUUAGAGGGACGGAUAAUUUAUCCGCUUGCAAAGUGACUGCUAGCUAUGUAACAUAAGCUAACACGUGUUCCUUUGUACAUACUUCGUAGUAUGUAACGACCAAGGCUUUUAUGUAGGAGGGGAGAUUGGGAUGCUAGUUUGCUUCUUGAUAGAGUUCAGCUAAUUUUAUUAGAGUUUGCUCAUUACACUGAUGGGCAUUCUAGGGUGUAUGUUGUAUUUUUAGGGUUAUGGUCUCUCUGCUAUUCCAUUGGUGUGGUGUAAUGUUAUUGUGAUUUUGUAUGUUGAUUGAUUAAAUUCAAUUAUUGAACUAAAUGUUCGAUUAUUUAUGAAGGAAUGUUAAUUUCA